AGUCACAUGACGUUCCUCCGGACGCAGCAGCUCAAUCCAAAGAAGAAAAGAAGGGAGAGAUCCUCGUUCCUCCUGCUGCCUCGACUCGUCACACCUACAAACAUACACAGACAGACGGGUUGUAAAAAAGGCAGAGUCUGGUUCAUUGAGAGGUCGUUGCAUAUGGAGGGAGAGGAGAUGCAAGAUGAUGAAGGACCUUCGCUCCAGAGUGAACCUCCACAUAAUGAAGAUCUCCAGCUGGCACAGCAGGAAUCGCUGCGUCUGGAGAGCUCAGUGCCCGUAGAGGACGUGUUCGUGGAUAAGAAAGCAGUGGACAAACUCACAGAGGGAUUACUCUCUCACUACCUACCAGAUCUACAGAACUCUAAACGAGCCCUCCAGGAGCUCACACAAAAUCAGCUGAUAUUGUUGGACACACUGGACCAAGAAGUCACCAAGUUCAGAGACUGUAACACCUUACUGGACCUCAAUUCACUGUUUACAGAGGCGAAGGUUUAUCACAACAAACUGGUGAACAUAAGGAAAGAGAUGAUUAUGCUCCACGAAAAAACAACUAAACUAAAGAAAAGAGCUUUGAAGCUGCAGCAACAGAAGCAGAAGGAGGCGCUGGAGAAGGAGCAGCAGCGUGAGAAGGAGCUCGAGAGAGAACGGCAGCUUGUUGCCAAACCUGCGAGAAGAACUUAGGAUACCCAAGACCGUCUGCUGUAUAAACGGAUCAUACAGGUGCUUUUGCAUGCUUUAGCCUAUUUAUUACAUAUCAACUGUAUGUCUCAUUACUGCUAUUUCCCAAAGCAAAAGUAUUUUAGAUUUGGGGUUUUCUUUUGCAAAUUUUUGCGGCACAAAAGAAUCAGACAGGCAGAGAGAGUGGAGAUGAGACACAGAUAAGAUUUACAACUAGAUCCAGGCAGCUGUAGUUUACUUGUCUACUUGAAACGCGAUUGAUACACUUAAUCCAUAACGCUUAAUAUAACAAAGUAGGCAUGAUUUCUGUACAAUGCUUUAUUGCCUAUCUAAAGCAAGUUUUAUUAUUUUUCCAUUUUGAUUAGAAUUGUUAGGAGUUUUUUUUAAAGUUUUGGUGGACAGCUUUUGCAAAGAAAUUAAUGAAAUCGUUAAAAGAGGACAUUUGGUUUGUCUUCGAUUCCAACAGUAUUACAGAAAAGACUGUAAAUGUCAUGCUUAACUUUUUUCGACUUGAGUUCCUUUUUGGUAACUUGACUCCUUUUGGUUUCUGCACAUGUAUGAUGACACUCACCCAUCUCUAUAUGUAGAGGAGAUAUUUUUUAAUUGCAAGUGUGAAACUGUUUUUGCUGAAAGAAAUGAAUUGAAAUAGAUUCCAUUCAAAAAUCUUUAGGACUAAUAAGAGUAGAGUAUUUUGCUUUGGGAAAUGGUAUACUCAUUGACAGAAUAUGGGAUUUUUAAGUAAAUAGGCAGAAACGUGCAAAGAAUCCGGUGUGAUCCUUUAUGUCGGACAUUGCCAAGAUCACCACAAACCAAAGACAUGGACUAAAUCAUCAAAUGCUGGUACUUCCUUUCAUCAACCUCUGAUGACACACAAACAAACUCCAGCGCUUCCAUGAGAGCGGAACAAAUUACUCAAAGACGCUUUCACAGCCGUCGGACAAUGACAAGGAGGAGAAUCAAUGGGUUUGCUGUUCUUUUUGUUUAAAGUUAUAGUGUUAAUAUAUGUUAUUCAUGUUAGUGUUUAAUGUUAUAUAACAGGUAUGUUGUUUGAAUUGGUCUGCACUAAAUUUCAUUGACUGUAUGUCUGGGGUUAAGGUGAUAUGAGAAUGAAAGAUAAUUUGUACCAAACUUUUCUCCCUCGUCAUACACAGCAUCUGUACAUUUGUUUAGCAGACCUUUCUAGAGGCUUCUAUGCACUACUUCCACCUGGAACUCAACUGUUUGUAUAAUUAAUAAUAAAGGCAAAACAAACUGGUUUGUUGC
Messenger RNA from Anoplopoma fimbria (sablefish), 1944 nucleotides. It is a transcript of the gene bloc1s6, whose product is annotated as biogenesis of lysosomal organelles complex-1, subunit 6, pallidin. The coding region runs from base 7 to 684 and encodes 225 amino acids. Gene Ontology annotation, cellular component: transport vesicle; extrinsic component of membrane; BLOC-1 complex. The record is from RefSeq and is a predicted model, not a curated record. Lineage: Eukaryota; Metazoa; Chordata; Actinopteri; Perciformes; Anoplopomatidae. The transcript is spliced from 6 exons. Gene Ontology annotation, biological process: intracellular transport.